AUGGCCGACACUCCCAAGGAAGACUCCUCGAAGUACACCUUCACCCCCAUCCACCCCUUUGAGAUGGAUGCUCCCAAGACCUGGGGCGGCACCAUUGGCCAGCUGAACUGGGACACUGACAAGAUUGUGUUCUCGAAGCGCUCGCUCCUCGAGUUCCUCAAGUCGUGCCAGCUCACUGUCAACACCAACUACACCGAGAUCCAGAAGCUUUACGCCACCUUUGGACGCCUGUCGCAGGCCGCUACCGACGCCGCCGUCGCCGACCUCGUCGAGGCCGAGAUUGCCGACCCCUCGCACGAUGACGAGCCCAAGUCUGGCUCGACUGGCGCCCGCCCCUCGCGCAAGGUCGUCGACCCUCCCGGAGGCAAGCAGAACAUUCGUCUCUUUGGCGAGGAGUACGAGGAGACCGAUGCGCUCUCGCUCGCUCCCCCUCCCAACGGUGGUUCAGGUGUUGAUGUCGACAUUGAGCGCAUGGAGCACCUCAAGGUCCACGUCGAGCCCGAGGUCGACGGCGGUGCGACUGUCACCGACAUCAAGGACGCCGCCGCCUCUGCCGCUGACAACUCUGCUGACCGCGUGUCCAACCCCCCUUCCAACUUCCGUCCUAGCCGCAAGGUCCGCGAGGGCCCUGGCGGCGCGACCUCGCUUGGUGCGGCGUUCUUUGGCGGCUACGAGGACGAGACUGACGCGGACCGCGAGGCGGCGCGUGCUCCCUCUGGCGGCAAGAAGCCCGCCAACCAGCAGUCGAGCGGCAACCUGUGGUAG
Molecule: messenger RNA, 765 nt
Organism: Apiotrichum porosum
Lineage: Eukaryota; Fungi; Basidiomycota; Tremellomycetes; Trichosporonales; Trichosporonaceae
Exons: 10
Coding region: 1-765 (254 amino acids)
Source: RefSeq, a predicted model, not a curated record